Neofelis nebulosa (Clouded leopard) is the source of this 4362-nucleotide messenger RNA. RefSeq names its product beta-1,3-galactosyltransferase 2 (gene B3GALT2). Gene Ontology annotation, molecular function: N-acetyl-beta-D-glucosaminide beta-(1,3)-galactosyltransferase activity. NCBI's taxonomy places the organism in Eukaryota, Metazoa, Chordata, Mammalia, Carnivora, Felidae. The record is from RefSeq and is a predicted model, not a curated record. Gene Ontology annotation, cellular component: membrane. The coding region runs from base 875 to 2143 and encodes 422 amino acids. The transcript is spliced from 3 exons.
AUCUGUCAAGCCCACAUUUAAACUGCUGCCUGCCUGUGCAGCAGCUGAGGAACUGUGGAUUUCAUAUUAUAGACUAAAACCCCAGUAAAACUGCUCCAAAUCCUUCCUGCAGCUGCCAGGCAACAACGAAAGAGAGUUAAAUCCUAUUCUAUUCCAAUACAAUCGGAGCACUACAUUCUAGCUCCGGCUGCUUUACAUUGCAGCUCAGUGUUAUUACUAGAAAUAUGGAUACUGAGAAGAGAAUACAGCACUGCAUUGUCCGGCCAGGAAAACAGCAGAUGUAAAAAGCUUCAAUGCAUCAACUGUCGGCAAGAGUCAACAGUGCUCCGAAUAGACCGGACAACUACAGCUCUUUUGUUUAAAGAAAGAGAAAGAAAAUGAAAGAAAGGAAAAAUCUCAGAAGACUAGGACCCAUAUGAACAAGGAGGGUAACUCGAAGACAAGCAGACAGAUGGACACUUUGGAUACUGUGAAAAGCAAUCGCAGGAGGCAGACUAUUGGGGGAUGUGCGCAUGUUCGAUAGCAUCUUUUUUGCUGAAGUGAUGGCGUGCCAAAAGUAUUUUCAGUGGGCAUAAUCCUCUCCACAUAAAUGGCCUGACCAAGGAAGUAGGGGCCAAUGGAAACAUGCCAAGCAGUGUACUGUGACUAACAGAACUCUGCCAUAAUCAACCUUGCACCGUCUGUCCCACAACUGAUACAUGACCGUUUUACAAAAAAGGCCGCUGACUGUGCACCAUACCACCAAUAAAUGACUGCAUGGGAGACAACGUGACCGAAUUAAAAAAUGAUUACCAAAGAAAAGUAUUGAUUCAGGAGAAGGAAACAACAUUUUCAGCCUCCAGUAUCUCAUAUCCCAUUACUGGAUAUUUACAACAUGCUUCAGUGGAGGAGAAGACACUGCUGCUUUGCAAAGAUGAGCUGGAAUGCCAAGAGGUCUCUGUUCCGUACCCAUCUUAUUGGUGUACUUUCUCUAGUGUUUAUUUUUGCUAUGUUUUUGUUUUUCAAUCAUCAUGACUGGCUGCCAGGCAGAGCUGGAUUUAAAGAAAACCCUGUAACAUACACUUUCCGAGGAUUUCGUUCUACAAAAAGUGAGACAAACCACAGCUCUCUCCGGAACAUUUGGAAAGAAGCAGUCCCUCAAACUCUGAGGCCUCAAACAGCAACUAACUCCAAUAACACAGACCUGUCGCCACAGGGAGUUACAGGGCUAGAGAAUACACUCAGUGCCAAUGGAAGUAUUUACAAUGAAAAAGGUAUCGGACAUCCGAAUUCAUACCAUUUCAAAUAUAUUAUCAAUGAACCUGAAAAAUGCCAAGAGAAGAGCCCUUUUUUAAUACUGCUAAUAGCUGCAGAACCUGGACAAAUAGAAGCUAGAAGAGCUAUUCGGCAAACUUGGGGCAAUGAAAGUCUAGCACCUGGUAUCCAAAUCACAAGAAUUUUUUUGCUGGGCGUAAGUAUUAAGUUAAAUGGCUACCUUCAACGUGCAAUACUGGAAGAAAGCAGACAAUAUCAUGAUAUAGUCCAACAGGAAUAUUUAGAUACAUACUACAAUUUGACAAUUAAAACACUAAUGGGCAUGAACUGGGUUGCAACGUACUGUCCACAUAUUCCAUAUGUUAUGAAAACUGACAGUGACAUGUUUGUCAACACUGAAUAUUUAAUACAUAAGUUACUGAAGCCAGACCUGCCUCCCAGACAUAACUACUUCACUGGUUACCUAAUGAGAGGAUACGCACCCAAUCGAAACAAAGAGAGCAAGUGGUACAUGCCACCAGACCUCUACCCAAGUGAACGCUACCCUGUCUUCUGUUCUGGGACUGGUUAUGUUUUUUCUGGAGAUCUGGCAGAGAAGAUCUUUAAAGUUUCUUUAAGUAUCCGUCGUUUGCACUUGGAAGAUGUAUAUGUAGGGAUCUGUCUUGCCAAGUUGAGAAUUGAUCCUGUGCCCCCUCCCAACGAGUUUGUGUUCAAUCACUGGCGAGUUUCUUAUUCAAGCUGUAAAUACAGCCACCUAAUUACCUCUCAUCAGUUCCAGCCUAGUGAACUGAUAAAAUACUGGAACCAUUUACAACAAAAUAAGCACAACGCUUGUGCCAACGCAGCAAAAGAAAAGGCAGGCAGGUAUCGCCAUCGUAAAUUACACUAGAAAAGACAAUUUUUUUUUUCAAAUGUGCAAUCUGUAAAAUAUUGCUAAAAGCAUGUAUAGUUAAAACUGAUUACAUCCAUAGGACAAGUUUUAGUUAAAAUUCAUCACAUACAGAAAUUCAAAAAAUAUUUUUUUAAUUUCUGAAAGUAAUUCUUAAAAAUAACAUUAUAUAACAAAAAAGGUAUCCCAAAAGAAACUAUAAAAAAAAAAAAAACUGUAUAAGGGGAUUCUGUGUAUUAACAUGCAAUAAAAAGCAUGCAUACAUCAAUGGUUCAAGGCUUCGUUAAGGGCCAAUAAGAUGUAUUUGCAUAUAUUUUCCACAUAAAUUUUAAUUUAAGAAAUGGAGACAGUCAAAAGACCCUUCUCAUUUUAGAUUCAGUUUUUCAUUUUAACAUAUAAUUAAAUGUAAAUAAAACAUUAUUGUCAAUCUUAAGGAAAAUUUGUAAUUGUGCAAAGGACAAAUUUUCUGACCUGACUAUUCUAGGGUUCUAAAACUAUAUUCCAUGCAAUAAGAUUUAGUUGAAUUACUCCAUAAACACAUUUAUAAAGUUCAGAUGCUUCAUCAAUGCAAUUCUCAUCUAAGUAUUUACCUUUUAAUAACAAUUGAGAUACUCAUUUUCUUUUAUUAAUACAUAUAUUGGGGGAAAAUUAUUUUGACAUGUGAUAAAAUGUGAAAAAUCAAUGUGUCUCAGGCUCAAGUUUUUAUAAGAAAAAAAAAGUAAAUGUUUCAAAAUAGACAGUUUGUUUCCUUGUUGGUGUUAAGGGCCAAGCUAGUAUUUAAAUGAGUUAUUCUAUUAGAUCAGUUAUUGCACUCUUAAGGAGUACUACCACUUAACUUCAAGGAUAUCUGUACAAAUACAACAGGUUCCUCCAACUGAAGCAAAAGUAAUUACUUACAGGCACAAAGAGAAUGUACUGUUGAAAAAAGAUACAGGAUAAAGACUGCAGCAGCAGUUUCAUUCAAUACAUUUUUAAGAUGCGUGUCUGCCAAACUGCAACAUAUGGGAAGUUUAUUUCCUGACAGCAGGUGUACACAUGCCAAUACUUAAUCAUUUUAUGGCACCUACUUCUUUCUCUGAGUGCCAAGUUUACAAACCUGCAGUUUUUAAUUUGGUAGAUGACAACUAUUCCAUGUCACCAAUUUAAAACCUUUUUUGGGAGGGAUGGGGGAAAACUACAAAUGUUUGAUGAACACUUGAUUCUAGGAUGACAAUGUAUACAACGCACUUUUACCAAGUUUUUAAUAAAAAAAAAGUAAAUAAAAAAAUCUUUACUGAGUGUUACAGUACAAGUAUUUUCACAGUAAUUCUGUUUGGUUCCAUUACAAAGUUUAAAAUCAAGAAAUAGUAACCCACUAAGUUUGAAAGUGUUUUUAAUUCAUAAAAGUAUGUAAAAUUUAACGAUCUAAAUCUAAUGAAGAUGUUACUUAUCCUAAUUGUAAUGACAAUCAUUCUUAUCCUUGAUUCUAUUCUGAAGAGAUACUGUACCAAAACAGAACUGUAAUAACUGUUAAAGUUCAGAAUCACAGAAACUGUUUAAGUACUUAUUAUUUAAUAUGUUACAUUCUAUUUAUACUGAAUAUAUCUCCCAUUUUCAAUUCAGUAGUCUUAAGUAUUCUAUUCUACAUAGAGCAAUUUUGAAAGCCAAGCUAUAUAACAUCCCAGCUCUUGGUUAAGUCCAUUUCUCACUUAAUUUAUUCUAUAUGAUUAUAAAAACACUAAAGUUACUAAAUGCCAAACUCAUUAAAUAAAAGUCACACAUAAGAGGAUAAUACCAAAUUAGGUAAGUAAGUUUCAGGAAAGACAAAAGUAAUCCUUCCUUCAAUGUAGAGUAAUUCUCUCAUUUCUACUUCAGAAGUUUUUUUAAAAAAGGGUAUAUGUGUGUACAUGUAUGCAGGCGCAAUUAUGUACCCAGAAACAGAACACAAGCACUAUCUGCCUAAAUUAUGAUUAUAGUGCAGAAUCUUUAAAAGAUAGUAUUUUUCUUCUGGAAAAAUUCAAGUUUAAAAAGUUGACUUAUGAAAAACAGAAUUCUUAACAGACAACUAAAUUCCUAUCUUACGCAUCAAUUUAAAAUCGUUUCAAUAUCCCUGAGAAUACUAUCUUGAGAAGUGACAGUAAUCUGGUAACACAGAGUUCUCAAAGAAAACUCGAUCAAAUAAUAAAGUUUCCUAAUGCUGCUGAAAAUCUGUAUUUUAAAAUAAAUAUUCUAUUAAUUUA